Cicer arietinum (chickpea) is the source of this 4022-nucleotide messenger RNA. RefSeq lists its product as uncharacterized. Lineage: Eukaryota; Viridiplantae; Streptophyta; Magnoliopsida; Fabales; Fabaceae. The record is from RefSeq and is a predicted model, not a curated record.
CAGUAACCUUCCUCUUUCCCAAACCCAAAAGAAGGGUCCGAACCGGGUUCGAGAAAAAAAAACCAACGGAAACGUGAUAUGAAUUAUGGAAACAGGCAUCACCGACCGCCACAACGCAACCGCGAUCUCUAACAAUUCUCACUCUCCGCCAGAUCUCUCUUUCUCUGAUAACCUAAUCUUCAUAAGAAAGACGAUCUCACCGAUAUAUGCGAAUUCCGACUCUAAAACCCUAUAAUCCACCGUUCUGAGCAUCGGAUACAUUUUCUCUCAUUUUCCGAUCGUCCUCUUCGGCUGUCUCAGUAAACGUGGUAGUCCGUUUUAGAUCCUGAUCGAUAUUUUGUAGUGUCAUAUAUUUUUCGCCAUAUUUGGCUUCGGUUUCGCAGUGUGAUCGCUUGUGAGGUUUUAGUUGACUUUCGUGCUGUUUGAAGAAAUUAGCGAGUUAGUUGUUUGAGAAGUGAGAAAUGCAGCGUGCUCCAGUGACAGUUGAGGAGCAGUUAUUGCAAAAAGCAGUUAAGGAAGAGUGUCCAUGGGAGAAUCUUCCAAAGCGACUUCAAGCUACUCUUUCUUCCAAAGACGAAUGGCACCGAAGGAUAAUUGAAUGCUGCAUAAAGAAGAGACUUCAAUGGAAUAGCUGUUUUGCCCGUAAAGUUUGUAAAGAAAGUGAAUAUUAUGAAGAUAUGAUGCGUUACUUGCGGAAGAAUCUUGCUCUGUUUCCUUAUCAUCUAGCGGAAUAUGUUUGCCGUGUAAUGAGGGUAUCACCUUUCAGAUAUUAUUGUGAUAUGAUUUUUGAAGUAAUGAAAAAUGAGCAACCUUAUGACAGCAUCCCAAAUUUUAGUGCAGCGGAUGCUUUAAGACUUACAGGAAUUGGGAGAAAUGAAUUUAUUGAUAUAAUGAACAAGUGCAGAUCUAAGAAAAUCAUGUGGAAACUGAACAAAUCAAUUGCAAAAGAAAUGUUGCCUACGCUACCUGUAGAUUUUCCUAUUGAACCUUGGUGGGGAGUUUGUCUGGUGAACUUUACUUUGGAAGAAUUUAAGAAACUCUCCGAAGAUGAAAUGGCCACUAUAGACAAAGUAUGUAAGGAGGAAGCAAAUUCAUUUAUCCUGUUUGAUCCUGAUGUUGUAAAGGGUCUCUGUAGACGUGGAUUGAUCUAUUUUGAUGUUCCUGUGUAUCCUGAAGAUCGGUUCAAAGUUUCAAGGCUUGAAGGUUUUGUUUCCAAUAGGGAGCAGUCUUAUGAAGAUCCUAUUGAAGAGUUAUUGUAUGCAGUCUUUGUCGUUUCAAAUGAAAAUGCAUCUGUUGCUGAAUUGGCAACAACCCUACAGGCUGACUUGUCACAACUGCAGGCUGCUGCAUCAUUUGUAUGUCGAUUGGGAUGGGCAACAAAAGUCUUUGAUCCAUCAUCUAUUCUUCAAGAGACAAGUAUACCUGGGUCUCCUAGAAGUGCUGUUAGUGAUGAAGAUAUUUCUCUUGCUAGUCAUGGUUUUGACAGUAUGCAUAUUGAUAACGAUAAUCAGGGGGAUGCUUCAGGUUCAGGCAACUAUGGCCCUCGUUCGCCCUAUACUCGUGUUGCCUUCAUAGUUGAUGCCAAUAUAACAUCCUAUCUUAUGAUGGGUUCUGUUUCACCAGGUCUAAAAUCUCAUGCUGUUACGCUAUAUGAAGCAGGGAAAUUGGGUCAUGCCAGCAUUGCUGAUCUUUGCGAGGAUCUUAGCACUUUAGAAGGUGCAAAAUUUGAGGGAGAACUGCAGGAGUUUGCCAAUCAUGCAUUCAGCCUGCGUUGUGUAUUAGAAUGUCUGCAAUCAGGUGGAGUUGCUUCUGAUGUACAAGUUGAGGAACAAUUUGAUAAGAUGAUUAAGGCUACUCCAAGCAAUGAUGAGUCAAGCUCUCUAACUGCUGAAAUAUCUUUGGCUGAAGAAUCAGGAGACUCUGGCAUCACAGAAGCUGAGACAUAUAAUGAUGAUUUAUUGAGUUUAGAUUUGGAGAAGUCUGCAGAGGCUUUGGUUUCCUCUGAAGCUGUUCCAAAUGCUGGAACCAGUUCUGUUACAUUGGAAGGUGAUGUCAAUGACAUACAGGAAUCCAGUAAAGAUGAAAAUCUCCAAAAUGAUGAGAAACCAAUGGUUGGAACAGAAAUGCUAAAGACAAAAAAGAAAUAUCGUGUAGAUAUUCUCCGCUGUGAAAGCUUGGCUUCUCUUUCAUCAGCAACCCUUGAUCGUUUGUUUGUUCGCGACUAUGAUAUAGUUGUGUCUAUAGUGCCUCUUCCUCAUUCGUCAAUUCUUCCUGGACCUGGAGGUCCAGUUCAUUUUGGUCCCCCCUCAUAUUCCUUUAUGACUCCUUGGAUGAAAUUGAUAAUGUAUUCAACUGUAGCUAGUGGGCCUCUAUCAGUUGUUCUGAUGAAAGGACAAUGUCUGCGCUUUCUUCCUGCUCCAUUGGCUGGUUGUGAGAAAGCUCUCAUAUGGUCAUGGGAUGGUUCCACAGUUGGAGGGUUAGGAGGGAAACUUGAAGGAAAUUUAGUGAAAGGAAGUAUACUUUUGCAUUGUUUAAAUUCACUUCUUAAACAUUCAGCCGUGCUUGUGCUGCCUCUUAGUAAGUUUGAUCUUGACAAAUCUGGAAAAUUGAUCACUAUGGAUAUCCCUUUGCCCUUAAAGAAUGCUGAUGGCUCAAUUGCUCCUGUUGGAAAAGAGUUAGGAAUAUGUGAAGAGGAAAGUUCAAAGCUGAAGUCUCUAGUGACCGAUUUGGCAAACAAGAUGGAACUGUGGACAGUUGGAUAUAUCCGCCUACUUAGAUUGUUUACUGAAAGAGAGUCUGACAAGUUUUCACCCGAUGAAGAGAAGUAUGAUUGGGUUCCAUUGAGUGUUGAGUUUGGGAUGCCAUUAUUUAGCCCACGGUUGUGUAAUAAUAUAUGUAGAAGAGUGGUUUCGUCUGAGUUGCUUCAAUCUGGAUCAUUUGGUGAACACCAUAAUUCAAUGCAAAGCUUAAGGAGAAAAUUACAUGACAUUUGUGCCGAAUACCAAGCAAUAGGUCCUGCUGCUAAGGUACUUUACCAGAAGGAGCAAGUUAAGGAAUAUUCACAACAGCUUAUGAACUAUGCUAGUGGAAGAUGGAAUCCACUUGUGGACCCUUCCUCUCCCAUUUCAGGGGCAUCAAGUGAGCAUCAAAGGUUAAAACUUGCAAAACGACAACGUUCCAGAACUGAAGUUUUAAGCUUUGAUGGCAGUAUUCUUAGAUCUUAUGCCUUAACUCCUGUUUACGAAGCUGCCACAAGGACCAUUGAUGAAAACACUCCAACCAACACAAUAAAAGCUGAAACAGAUGAAAAUGAUAGUAAAGAAGUAAUUCAUCCUGGAGUAAAUCUUAUUUUUGAUGGUUCCGAGUUGCAACCGUUUGACAUAGGUGCCUGCCUCCAGGGACGUCAACCUAUUUCCUUAAUAGCAGAAGCAGCAGCUGCCUCAGCAUCUUUAGCAAUCAAAUAGUUCUGCAGUUGCUAUAGAAUACAGCACCGCGAUAUCCAUGCAUGCAUGGCUAUGCCAGUGAUUUCUACGGUCUGUUUUGUUUUCAUCUUCUAGCUUGUUGGUUGCCCACAAAGUUGGGCUCAGGUUGAAGGUUAGAUUUGUAUUUUGCUUGCAUGUAUUUUACCUGUUUUCUCACUAUUUCAAUGGUUGUAAAAUGCAUAUGUUCAACCUUCCAAGUAUGCUGCAGUCUUGCAACAGCCAUCCUUGAGGCUUACAGGCCCUGGUUUUCUAUUUGAAACAAGGAUGAAUUAAACGAAGCCCUAAUGAAUAUACUGAACUUGGUGAACUGAAAUAUUGUUAUUUUAAUUUAGCUACUUUGCUCUGCAGUUUCAAUCUAUGCUUGUCCAAUUUCCUGCGUUAAAUUACAGUACACUCUUGUUCAUAAGUGCAGGUUUCAUUUGUUUUGGGUUUCACUUGAUCAGGAAAUUGACCACAACAGUUAGAGUUGUGAAAAGAGGAAAUAUGUAAUCUUCGUCAAACAGUUCUAUAAAUAUAGAUGACAGGGUUUUUGCUCCUGUA